AUGGCGCACCACCCCGCGCUCCAGUGGGUGUCGAACUUGCACAUGAUCGGGCGGGUGGCGGAGGAGGCCCACGUCCUCGACGAGCUGGGGAAGGAGGACUUCCAGCAGAUGCUGGGCCAGGGCCCCACCGGGAAGUACGGGCAGACUGCCCCUUUCGCGGAGGAAUCGGACAAGGUCAUCGACUGUGCUGCAGACACGCCGCAUUGCUCCAUCAAGGCGGAGGUGCCCUACAGGAUCCUCGACAUCUACGGAGAUGCGGCCCGCGACGGCAGCAACAAGUACCUCAUCCAGCUGAGGGACCCCGUUGCCCGUGCCAUCAGCUCGUGGACGAGCAAGUUCGACCUCCUUUCCCUCGAGGAGGGCUUCGUCGAAGGAGAUUCGGCCGGGGACACGCGUUCCCUUGCAGAGGCAAUCCAACAGGGCGAGCAUGGAAUGGCCGCGCUGAAUGACUGCGAGGGCAAGGAGCGACGGCUGGCGGCACCGUCAUGGGACCCCGAGCGACAGAAAGUGAUGGAGCUUGAAAGAUGUCCAAUGAGGAAUUUCCUCGGCCAUUCGCAAGGACUAUACUGGGCCCACGUCGCGAAGGGCAUGUAUGCCAGGCAGCUGGAGCGCUGGUUCGCUCUCGUUGGGCGAGAAAACAUCAAGGUGACGUUCCUGGAGGAGACGGCGGCAGAUCCCGUUGGAGCCCUUGCAAGCAUCUUCGAAUUCAUCGGCUUGGACCUGCUGGAUGAGGAAGGGGAAAAGGGCCUCCCUAACCGCGAAGCCUGGGAAAGUGUCGUGGCCACUGUUCACAACGAAACGGACGAGAAGAGGAAGACCAUUCUGGAUCAGCAGGUGACGCCCGAACUGCUGCAGUCUAUGCGAGACUUCUUUGCCUCCCAUAACGCUGAGCUGGAGGAGUUGCUCGGACGACCUUUGCCGGACAACUGGUCGACGGUAGCCUCUGGUUCCCAUUAGAGCGAACAUGUUUCGGAGAAGUAGACACUGACCGCUACUUCCCACUGAACGAUUCAGUAAACCCGACAUUGUUUGCCUGUAUUACGCGAGGUUCGUGUGCGUGUCUGGAGAGGAACGGUUGGUUGUGCGUCGAAGAAUGAAUAUUUCAUAGACCG
This is a messenger RNA of Ectocarpus siliculosus, 1112 nucleotides long. The record is from the annotation of a GenBank genome assembly. NCBI's taxonomy places the organism in Eukaryota, Phaeophyceae, Ectocarpales, Ectocarpaceae.